Molecule: messenger RNA, 1308 nt
Organism: Cucurbitaria berberidis CBS 394.84
Lineage: Eukaryota; Fungi; Ascomycota; Dothideomycetes; Pleosporales; Cucurbitariaceae
Exons: 2
Coding region: 1-1308 (435 amino acids)
Molecular function (GO): dipeptidase activity
Source: RefSeq, a predicted model, not a curated record
AUGGAGCAGGACGGGUUCAUCGUCGUGCUUCGAGACAGCGAACGCCUAGAAGAUGUCCCUCAAUACUUCCUCGACAAGUACUUGUUAGAGAUCGACAAAACCAUUGAUGGUCUUCAGGCUUCUCUGUGGCCUCUAAACAACUUCAUACACGAGAAUCCCGAACUCGCGUUUGAAGAGCACAAGGCACACGAUGCCUUGACGCAUUUCAUGCGUUCGUGUAACGGUUGGCAAGUUACGACAUCAGCGUAUGGAAUGGAGACGGCAUGGGUAGCGGUCUACGACAGCGGAAAGGCGGGACCUGUUGUGUCUUUCAAUGCUGAGAUGGACGCGCUCCCCAACCUAGGUCACGCAUGUGGUCACAAUCUCAUCGCCACAGCUUCAGUCGCUGCUGGUCUUGCGACAGCUGAGAUGAUCAAGCGACACGACCUGCCUGGCAAGGUUGUCGUCUUUGGCACGCCGGGGGAGGAAGGAGUCGGGGGCGGCAAGAUCCGUCUUCUCGAGGCAGGCGCCUACAAAGGCGUCGACAUCUCCCUCAUCUCGCACCCGGGCAUCUUGCACAACAGCCCUCUUGUUCGGACAACGGCAUUUGCUCGCCUCGAGGUUGAGUACUUUGGACGGGCAGCGCACGCAGCAAACAGCCCCUGGCUGGGUGUCAACGCGCUCGACGCGGUAGUGAUCGCGUAUAAUGCAGUGUCGGUCCUGCGCCAGCAGACAAUGCCCAGCGAUGUCAUCGGCAUGAGCAUCACCAACGGUGGAGCAGCGCCGAACGUCAUCCACGCGUAUGCCGCCGGUGUUUGUGUAAUCCGCGCAAGUAGUGCUUCCCGACUCCAAGAACUCCGGCAAAAAGUCAGCGCCUGCUUUCGCGCUGGAGCCGAGGCCACCGGUGCGAGGGUCGAGAUCAAAAUCAUUCGAGGGUACGCUGACCAUGUGCCGAACCGCGUGCUCGCAGCAUCGUAUACGAAGUACUGGAACUUGUUGCCGGACUUGCCGGACCCGCGGAUACCAUCUGGGGACGAGUAUACUUGGGUCAAGGCGAGCACAGAUCAGGGAAACAUUAGUUAUGCAAUGCCGAGCGUGAACGCGAGCUUUGCAAUUCCACCAGGUCUACAGGCGGGACAACCGCACACUCCAGACUUCGAGGAGGCAUCGGGGACUAAGGAAGCCUUCUUGCGAGCGCUGAGAGUGGGAAAGGCCCUAGCAGGGACGGCGGUAGACGUGCUUAGGAUACCUGGGUUGAUUGACAAGAUCACGGACCAGUGGAGACGAGACAUGGACGCCAUCAAAGAACAGAGGAUUGAUAUCGUAUAA